GCGUUGCGUUGUUCAACGCCAUUUUUCUAGACACGCGCAAUGGGUGAAGAGCCAUCUUGUUUCUGUUUGCCUAGACGACGUGGCCGAGUCGAGAAGAGACUCGCGUUGGUUAACCAGAUCCAGAAACAUGAGGACACUUACGUGGUUUCCACUGAUUGCGUCCGCCUUGGCAUGCGUCGUCCUGACAGCCUCGGUGCCGCCGACUUCAACGAGUUCCUUUUUGUCCGAGGCUGAUAAAACGAGACUUAAAAAGGUCAUCGAGCCUGGAUUUGAGCUGAAGGAUUUAGCUGCGCUGCAUUAUGCUGUGAUCGGUUAUAAUCUUGUGGGAGAAACAAUACCAAAGAAUGCUGAAGCCUGCAAGUUCAUUUUGAAUGCAGUCGGAGGAGACGCCAGUGGCUUGUCGCUGGAGAAUCUCUACUACGCCGUUACAGCUUGGAAAGGAAUCGGCAUAUGCCAGCCGCUUCCAAAUGCUGCGAUUAUAAAGACGUUUGCUGCUGUUGUGGAAAAAGAUUCUGUGGCCAUAUCUGAAGUUUUCUACGCCAUAACCGGACUCAGCGCUGUGUCUCAGAAACUCACCGAACCUGCAGUAGUAAAAUUGGUCAAGGCGCUUCAGGCUGCACUGAAAAAAGAUGACAGUAUUCUCAACCUUGGAUACCUUUUCCACAUUGCUGCUGAACUCGGUCCUGCAGGUUCGUUCGCUUUUGAUCGUAUCGAGGACGCCAUUGUUCAGGCCGAUGAAGUUGACGGCAAGUACCUGCAGUUUGAGGGCGGACUUUCCAUCAGCAGUCUUGUCGUGAAAGGCGCCUUCCAGUUGUCGAUAAAUUUGAAGAAAAAACCACCCAUAAGUUCUGAACAGACUGUGAAGUUCGCAAACUAUCUGUUGUCUCGUCGCUCGGUUCAGACAAGCAAAGGAGUCGUCGGUCUUCUCGCUGCUCUUAGCGUUCUGGCUAAUAAUCCGUUUGAAAAUCCGAUCUGCAUCGCACUGGCGGACGGUGGGAUAUCGGUUUCGUCGAAGCAACCGCUGGUCAGUGUCAAAGUCUGCGAUAUUCUUGGAAGAUCCUUGAAAACUCUGCCUUCGGUUGUUGCCAAUUCUGCUACUAGAGUCAGUGACGACGUUGUCAUCAUCAGCAAGAAGGCCUUCCAGCCUUUGGCUUCCGACAAAACUCUUUACACAAUGAAUCUCAUGGAAAUCAAACCGGAACGAGGCGUUUACAAGAUAUCUGUAUCCGCAGGAUCCGUGUCCAACAUUGUCACUGUCAAAGUAUUGUCGGAAGUGAUCGUGGAUUAUCUUGAAAUCGGCACUGCUGACGCUGAUCAAACGACGCAGCCAAAAUUGUCUCGAGUGGAAUAUCCGAAGAAGCUGAGUUCGAAAAUCGAGGCAGAUUCUCAGCAAAAACUGGUUAUAAGAUUCUUGCUGAAAGAUUCUACGAGCAAGAAACCAAUCAGAGUUCAUCAAGCAUUCGUGAGGCUUUAUUCACUGUCAAAUUCCGCAAAUAGUCACGGCCAGGAAAUUAUUUUCGUUGCCGAACCGGACGCUGGAAACGUUUACAAAUUUGACAUGGACGUUGGAUCAACGGCUGGAGAAUUUGGCCACAUUAGCGGCGAUUACAAUAUCGAAUUGAUAGUCGGCGAUGCUGUACUCAUAAACUCAUUCCAGUGGAACGUGGCUCAGAUUACAUUAAAGCUUCCAGAAUCGCAGAGCGCUGUUCAAACUAGCGACGAAAAAUCGAAUCUGUACAAACCCAAACCAGAAAUCAAGCACAUGUUCCGCGAGCCUGAAGUUAGACCGCCUCGCGUUGUCUCAAAUUUGUUUACUGGACUUUGCUUGGCGCCUGUUCUUCUGCUUCUCAUUCUCUGGGCGAAACUCGGAGUCAACAUAUCAAAUUUCCCUCUUUCUCUGAGCGCUGUUAUCUUCCAUCUGGGACUCGGAGGGAUUUUUGCCCUCUUCGGAGUUUUCUGGCUUCAGUUGAACAUGUUCGUUACUCUAAGGUACCUUUUAGGCAUUGGUGUCGUAACUUUCCUGGCAGGAAAUAAGCUGCUGUCUCAAAUCGCCAGUCGUAAGGGACGUUAAUUAAAAAUUAAGUCGAUUUGGGAAGGAAGAAUAAAGGGAGAAGAAGAAUGGUGAAGGGAAGAAAGAGUUACAGGCAGACAGAUUUGAGACUUGAAUUAA
This is a messenger RNA of Diprion similis, 2170 nucleotides long. It is a transcript of the gene OstDelta, whose product is annotated as dolichyl-diphosphooligosaccharide--protein glycosyltransferase subunit 2. The record is from RefSeq and is a predicted model, not a curated record. Gene Ontology annotation, biological process: protein N-linked glycosylation. Gene Ontology annotation, cellular component: membrane; oligosaccharyltransferase complex. Lineage: Eukaryota; Metazoa; Arthropoda; Insecta; Hymenoptera; Diprionidae. The coding region runs from base 128 to 2071 and encodes 647 amino acids. The transcript has 11 exons.